ACAUAGAAGAGCCCCUCUCUACCCUCCCCUCCUGCGAUACUUUGCCUUCGAUUGCUAAUGCGAGAAGAGUUCAGCACUAUCUUCCCUCUGUGUACACACACACGAACAAGCGCUAUCCACUAGGCCAGGAGCGGAAGCGAGAGAAAAACUCACUUUGCAAGAAAAGCUCGCUUACGCCGGGAUUCGAACCCCUGACCUGACCUCUAGAAGGUUUCGAGCUCACGAACGACUGGCAAUCAUCGGCUGCUCCAAUACAUCACCCACUUUAGAUAGCUUCCCACCGCCGACGAAGCUAGCCGCGUGCGCUGGUCAAAGACGUGCUGCGGUUUUGACUCUUUGCCACUUUUUUGCUGCCCCACCAUCCACCACAAACAACCGUUGGAUUACCGUCGACCGCCCACCCCGGGGCCACAAUCCACCAAACAAGCCCCGGAGAGCAGCAGCAGCAGGUUCGGAGCGUGGUCCUUCAAUAUGCAAACCGGCAGCGAACGUCCUCGGAGGGAGGGCAGGAGAUCCCACAGCAGCAGCAGCGGGCACGAGGAGAGCGGCGGCCGAGGCUCCGGCGAGCGGACCGUCCGCAACCUCAUCAGCGGCGACAGCGCAAGAGACCCCACCGGCAAGAGCAGCAGCAACGCCGGCAGCCAUGGAAGGAUGUCCGGCGGCGGCGGAGACACCUUCGGAGGCGGCGGCCUGUUCAGCGGCCCGCUGGCCGCCGCCGCUGAAGACGGCGCGAGGGGCGGAGACGCCAACAACAUGAACCGGCCUGCUUUCCCGCGCCGGACGCCGCCGCCGUACGAUGCCGACGACGGGGACAGCAGCGCCGCGACAUAAGGUCCCCCUACCUAUGCGGCCACGGCGGCGGCGCCGGCUCCCCGUGCGUAUGAGGUGCCGCCGCCGCGGAA
Molecule: messenger RNA, 902 nt
Organism: Ectocarpus sp. CCAP 1310/34
Lineage: Eukaryota; Phaeophyceae; Ectocarpales; Ectocarpaceae
Source: the annotation of a GenBank genome assembly